Messenger RNA from Procambarus clarkii (red swamp crayfish), 1851 nucleotides. Its product is annotated as spidroin-1-like. NCBI's taxonomy places the organism in Eukaryota, Metazoa, Arthropoda, Malacostraca, Decapoda, Cambaridae. The record is from RefSeq and is a predicted model, not a curated record.
AUGGAGCAGGCAGCUGCAGGCAUCACAAGUCAUGGCAACACUGCAGGGAUGGAGCAGGCAGCUGCAGGCAUCACAAGUCAUGGCAACACUACAGGGAUGGAGCAGGCAGCUGCAGGCAUCACAGGUCAUGGCAACACUACAGGGAUGGAGCAGGCAGCUGCAGGCAUCACAGGUCAUGGCAACACUACAGAGAUGGAGCAGGCAGCUGCAGGCAUCACAAGUCAUGGCAACAUUGCAGGGAUGGAGCAGGCAGCUGCAGGCAUCACAAGUCAUGGCAACACUACAGGGAUGGAGCAGGCAGCUGCAGGCAUCACAAGUCAUGGCAACACUACAGGGAUGGAGCAGGCAGCUGCAGGCAUCACAGGUCAUGGCAACACUGCAGGGAUGGAGCAGGCAGCUGCAGGCAUCACAGGUCAUGGCAACACUACAGGGAUGGAGCAGGCAGCUGCAGGCAUCACAGGUCAUGGCAACACUACAGGGAUGGAGCAGGCAACUACAGGCAUCACAUCACAGGUCAUGGCAACACUACAGGGAUGGAGCAGGCAGCUGCAGGCAUCACAACACAAGUCAUGGCAACACUACAGGGAUGGAGCAGGCAGCUGCAGGCAUCACAAGUCAUGGCAACACUGCAGGGAUGGAGCAGGCAUCUGCAGGCAUCACAGGUCAUGGCAACACUACAGGGAUGGAACAGGCAGCUGCAGGCAUCACAACACAAGUCAUGGCAACACUGCAGGGAUGGAGCAGGCAGCUGCAGGCAUCACAGGUCAUGGCAACACUACAGGGAUGGAGCAGGCAGCUGCAGGCAUCACAGGUCAUGGCAACACUACAGAGAUGGAGCAGGCAGCUGCAGGCAUCACAACACAAGUCAUGGCAACACUGCAGGGAUGGAGCAGGCAGCUGCAGGCAUCACAGGUCAUGGCAACACUACAGGGAUGGAGCAGGCAGCUGCAGGCAUCACAACACAAGUCAUGGCAACACUGCAGGGAUGGAGCAGGAAGCUGCAGGCAUCACAGGUCAUGGCAACACUGCAGGGAUGGAGCAGGCAGCUGCAGGCAUCACAGGUCAUGGCAACACUACAGGGAUGGAGCAGGCAACUACAGGCAUCACAUCACAGGUCAUGGCAACACUGCAGGGAUGGAGCAGGCAGCUGCAGGCAUCACAAGUCAUGGCAACACUGCAGGGAUGGAGCAGGCAGCUACAGGCAUCACUGCAGGGAUGGAGCAGGCAGCUGCAGGCAUCACAAGUCAUGGCAACACUGCAGGGAUGGAGCAGGCAGCUGCAGGCAUCACAAGUCAUGGCAACACUGCAGGGAUGGAGCAGGCAGCUGCAGGCAUCACAAGUCAUGGCAACACUACAGGGAUGGAGCAGGCAGCUGCAGGCAUCACAAGUCAUGGCAACACUACAGGGAUGGAGCAGGCAGCUGCAGGCAUCACAAGUCAUGGCAACACUACAGGGAUGGAGCAGGCAGCUGCAGGCAUCACAAGUCAUGGCAACACUACAGGGAUGGAGCACGCAGCUGCAGGCAUCACAGGUCAUGGCAACACUACAGGGAUGGAGCAGGCAGCUGCAGGCAUCACAGGUCAUGGCAACACUACAGGGAUGGAGCAGGCAACUACAGGCAUCACAAGUCAUGGCAACACUACAGGGAUGGAGCAGGCAGCUACAGGCAUCACAGGUCAUGGCAACACUGCAGGGAUGGAGCAGGCAGCUGCAGGCAUCACAGGUCAUGGCAACACUACAGGGAUGGAGCAGGCAACUACAGGCAUCACAACACAGGUCAGAGAUUACACAGUAACACGACAAAAUAUUCGUUUGUCGUGUAUUACAGUAGUCUACGUUCUCACCAUAUAA